CGUUGCAGCAACCCGACAAAGGUCUCUUUAGGGCGUUAGGAAACGCGUUUCGCGCGCCGAGGUCCAAGCAGUGCCAAGGACUCUCGCUUCUUGCGUGGCACUCAAAGUUGAUUACAAUGUAAGUGUGCAUCACUCGCCGCAAGAUAGUCAAGCUGGGUACGAUAGCUGAGCGCAAGUUGUUCGCGACUAGCCACUAUGGAUACGAACAGUCUGGCAGCAACCGCUGCUAAAGUGGCAGUUGCCUCUGUCGCCGGUCUUGCUAGCUACGCAUAUCUGGAUGCCAAAGUGGGCAUUGGGGCGGACGUGAAGCAGCUGCGUCACGAUCGCAGUUGGCGGCGGCGGCUGGACCAAAGAAUCAAGGACUUGGGAGGUGACUGCAGCUUGUACCGCCUCUUCGAACAAGCGGAUCAGGCAGCAGACGCUCUCUGGUUUGAGAACCAGUCUUGGACCUACGGGCAAUUAAGAGACGAUGCAGAUCGCGUGGCCACCAUUCUGGAUCGCCAUAACGUCGGGCCAGGUCGGUGCGUGGCGGUCUUCACCACAAACACACCCGAGAUGGUCAUCACUUGUCUUGCUCUGUCCAAACUCGGGAGUGUUAUGGCAUUGAUCAACACCAAUCUACGAGAUGCCACGCUGCAGCACUGUCUCAAUGUGGCCAACGCAGAUUUGAUCAUUGUGACUCCCGAUCUGGCAGCCUUUGCCCCAACUGGGAUCAGCCGACUGGUCCUGAAUCUCUAUUCCUUCAAUGAACCAGGCCCAGCCACCGGGCACGGAGACGACGAUCAUGACAAAACCGUGAUACGAGUGACGUUGGACGAGCUGUGUCGGACCGAACCAUUCUUCUCGACCAGAAACCAGCGACUCGCCGAUGUGGCAAUCUUGAUAUAUACUUCUGGAACGACAGGCAAGCCCAAAGCAUGUGCGAUCCGCAAUAUGCAGAUCAUGGUCACAUCCAACCCGUUGACGUCCGACGUGGAGAACUCCAAGCUCUACUAUCCGUUGCGAACCUAUUCUCCGCUGCCUCUGUUCCACGGCACGGCAUUUUUCACAGGAUUUACGUACGUGGUCGGAUGCUCGGGCACCUUGUGCCUGCGGCGCAAGUUCUCGGUGACGCAUUUCUUCGAAGACAUGGUCCUGGCAAAAGCAACCCGUAUGCUGUACAUCGGCGAGCUAUGCCGAUACUUGAUAGCUGCGCCGGCUUCCCAGUACGAUAGACUGCACAAGUGCAUCGUGGCGCAUGGGAAUGGCAUGAGAAAGGACAUCUGGCAACCAUUCAUGGAGAGGUACAACAUCCCAGAGAUCCGCGAAUUCUACCGGUCGACAGAGGGAUUGGCCAAGUUUGACAACCACGGCCGCGGUGUCUGGGGCGCCGGGAGUAUAGGAUUUUCAGGGCCCCUCGGACGGCUUUUCGAAGAUCAGACAUUCCUAGUCAAAGUCGAUCCGGAAACACAAGAGCCUGUCCGAGAUGCCCGCACCGGCUUCUGCCAAAAAGCUGGCUUGGGAGAGCCCGGAGAAGCCAUCGGACGGUGCAGGGAUCGAAGUUUGCUAACCGAAUACUUUGGAAACACAGAAGCCACCGAGGGCAAAAUGCUGGCCAACGUGUUCCAGAAGGGAGACCUGUUUCAACGCAUGGGAGACUUUUUAACCCAAGAUGCCUCUGGCUGGGUCCAAUUCUCCGACCGCAUGGGGGAUACUUUUCGCUGGAAGGGCGAAAAUGUCAGCACCGCCGAAGUCAGGGACUUUAUCUGUGGCAUGAAAGAGGUUCAAGACGCUGUGGUAUACGGUGUCAAACUUGACAAGUACGAUGGUCAAGCCGGCGGCGCUGCGAUAGUGCUAAAGACCAACGACGCCGCGAUCGAAAAGCUUUUCACGAGUAACCUGAGGGCGAGUCUCCGCGACAAAGGUCUUCCCGACUACGCCGUGCCGCGACUGGUGCGCAUCACUGCCAGCAUCGCGGCCGGAGACACGUACAAACAAGCAAAGAACGAUGUCGCGCGACGAGAUUGGUCGCCUCGAGGGAACACUCAUGGAGAUAAUCUGUACAUCCUACAGAACUCCACUUUCAAGCCGUUGACCGACUCCUCGUGGGAACAAGUUGAACAAGGCAAAGAGAAGUUAUAGAGGCGAUGGAUGACAGAUGAGUGUGUGAUGAUGUGUUUGUGAAUAUG
Messenger RNA from Exophiala viscosa, 2168 nucleotides. Its product is annotated as putative bifunctional fatty acid transporter/acyl-CoA synthetase. The record is from RefSeq and is a predicted model, not a curated record. The transcript has 2 exons. The coding region runs from base 196 to 2121 and encodes 641 amino acids. Gene Ontology annotation, cellular component: peroxisome; lipid droplet; cytoplasmic side of plasma membrane. NCBI's taxonomy places the organism in Eukaryota, Fungi, Ascomycota, Eurotiomycetes, Chaetothyriales, Herpotrichiellaceae. Gene Ontology annotation, molecular function: long-chain fatty acid transmembrane transporter activity; long-chain fatty acid-CoA ligase activity; very long-chain fatty acid-CoA ligase activity. Gene Ontology annotation, biological process: long-chain fatty acid import into cell; very long-chain fatty acid metabolic process.